Molecule: messenger RNA, 2599 nt
Organism: Cajanus cajan (pigeon pea)
Lineage: Eukaryota; Viridiplantae; Streptophyta; Magnoliopsida; Fabales; Fabaceae
Product: protein SUPPRESSOR OF GENE SILENCING 3
Biological process (GO): regulatory ncRNA-mediated gene silencing; defense response to virus
Source: RefSeq, a predicted model, not a curated record
UUUCCGCUUUUCUUUCUCUCGUUAUUUCCGGCGCCGUCGUUUUCUCACGUGUUACCAUUUCAUACCUGCAUUGCUUCUUGCCUCUUGGACGAGUCUGUUUUUGUAAAGAUGGUAAAUUUAUUCAAACUAAAAGGAAAAAAAGGGAAUAAAGAAUAAGUGGGUUCAUCAUCAUCAUCGCACUUGCCACGUACAUGCUUUGCUUUGCUUUGUUUCUUAGGAAGGAUUUUGGCAUCUUCUUAGGUUAAAUUAACCGCAUUUCUGUUUUGGUUGGAUGUGAUGAUGCAGAGUAAAAGAAAGCCAAGAAAAAGAAACACUUGGGGUUUCCAGGAGGAUACAGCUAGGUUUUAGAAUUUUUUAUGUGGGUUGGGGGGUUUCAAACUACCUUAAUUUUCUGCGGUGAAUCUUCCCUGAGUGCAUUUGCAAGUGUUGGCAUUUCUGCGUGCACAUACAAAAUGAGUUCAAAAAGAGGGGGUGGAAGACCUGUAACUUCAGCUAACAAUGAUAUGUGCAAAGGGAAAAGCAUAUCAGAAUAUCAGCCAAAACUUGAACAGUUGACUCAGGGUAUUGCUGACACUAAGUUAAACUCUGGACAAGAUGAUGGUGAAUGGGAGGUAUAUGCAAGGAAACCCAAGAACAAAGCUGGAAGCAGUGCUGGAAAACCAUGGGGAGGGCCAUCGCAAAAUUCCAAUCCUAGGGCAUGGAGUAAUGCAGAUAUGGCUCCAAAGCCAGGCAACCGGAGUCAUGGUGGAGUUGGAAGAUCCACUGGAAAUCCCUGGCAGACACAAAAUGCUAACUUUAGGAGACCAGCUGGCAGAGGAAAUGGAAGGCCUCAGGUAGCAACAAGUGGAUAUGAAAGCUACAGUGUGAAUCCAAAUCCUUUAAUUCGGCCUCCCCUCGAGCAUGGGUGGAACUGGCAAUCUAGACCUGGUGCAAUGCAGUCCAAUAUAACUGAUGAAAUUGCACUGGAGGACCUUGAAAAGAAUGAUGAAGAUGAUGUUGAUGGGGAGGAGGAGGAUUCUGAUGCUUUGGAAGAUAGUGAUGAUGAUUUAAUGAGUGAUGACUAUGAUUCUGAUGCUAGUCAGAAGAGCCAUGAGACACGUAAGAAAAGCAAAUGGUUUAAAAAGUUCUUUGGGAUUUUGGAUAACUUGACUGUUGAACAGAUAAACGAACCAGAACGACAAUGGCAUUGUCCAGCUUGUCAAGGUGGUCCUGGAGCUAUAGAUUGGUACAGAGGACUGCAGCCCUUGAUGACACACGCCAAAACAAAGGGAUCAAAGAGGGUGAAGAUUCACAGGGAGCUUGCUAUCCUUUUGGAUGAGGAAUUACACAGAAGGGGUACUUCAGUAAUUCCAGCUGGGGAAAUUUUUGGUAAAUGGAAAGGCUUAAAAGAAGAAGAGAAAGAUCACGAAAUAGUUUGGCCUCCAAUGGUUAUCAUUCAGAAUACGAAGCUUGAGCAGGAUGACAAUGACAAGUGGAUAGGUAUGGGUAACCAAGAACUUCUUGAUUAUUUUAGCACAUAUGCUGCUGUGAAAGCACGACACGCUUAUGGCCCACAGGGUCAUCGUGGGAUGAGUGUUUUGAUAUUUGAAGCCUCAGCUAGUGGCUAUCUAGAGGCAGAGCGUCUUCACAAGCAUUUUGCAGAGCAAGGAACUGAUAGAGAUUCUUGGUUCAUUCGCCCCAUUUUAUAUCUCCCUGGGGGGAAUCGCCAGCUCUAUGGAUACAUGGCUACAAAAGAAGAUCUAGACUUUUUCAAUAAGCAUGCCCAAGGUAAAUCUCGGCUCAAAUAUGACCUGAGAUCAUAUCAGGAGAUGGUUGUACACCAAAUUCGGCAAAUGAAUGAAGACAACCAGCAACUUAUCUAUUUUAAGAACAAGGCUGUCAAAGGAGCAAAACAUACAAAAGCUCUUGAAGAAUCCAUUGGUAUGAUGUCUGAGAAGCUGCGAAAGACAAUGGAGGAAAAUCGCAUUGUGAGGAGGAGAACAAAAAUGCAACAUGAAGAAACGAAAGAAGAGAUGUAUAUGCAAGAAAAAUUCUUCAAGGACCAGAUGAAAAUCAUUCAUGAGUCAAGGGAUGCAAGUGAAGAAGAUUUUGAGAGGAAGCAACAGGAGGAACGUGAGAAGGUUAAGCAGUCAAGUACUACUGGUCCUGUAAAUUCUGAGGAAUAUAGACUCAAGGUGGAUGAAUAUUUAAAAUUUGUUGAAGUCCAAGAUAAAGAAAUGGAAAACUUUGUUGCUGAGAAGGAUAAACUGUGUUAUGCUCAUGAUGCGAGUAUUGCUGCAAUGAGGCGUAGGCAUUGGGAGGAAGAGAUGCAGUUGGAGCAGAAGUUUGACGAGGAACUAGCCAACCUCAUGGAGAAGUACUCCCCGUCGUAGAACAAGUCCAAUGGUAGGGUGUUGAGAGACUCAUACUAACAGAUAAGAGAUAGCACAUCGGCAUUCUAGAAAUUGAGACUUUUAAUACUUGAGUAUGCCAUUUUCUUUUUUUCAGUACUUGUUUACAUUUAGUAAUGCAUGGAGAUAGAAUCUUUGGUUAAAACUUGCAAAGGUGUUGUAUGUGACUUGUUUAAAAAUUUAAUAGCAGCAGGGGUUUUUACACUAAA